Molecule: messenger RNA, 4059 nt
Organism: Scylla paramamosain (green mud crab)
Lineage: Eukaryota; Metazoa; Arthropoda; Malacostraca; Decapoda; Portunidae
Product: N(G),N(G)-dimethylarginine dimethylaminohydrolase 1-like
Exons: 7
Coding region: 88-918 (276 amino acids)
Biological process (GO): arginine metabolic process; positive regulation of nitric oxide biosynthetic process
Molecular function (GO): dimethylargininase activity; amino acid binding
Source: RefSeq, a predicted model, not a curated record
UGUGUGUGUGUGUGUGUUGCAGCUGCCCUAUAUUAGUGUGUGCUGCUUCGUCCGCCACUUCAUUCCCUUCCUCGCUCCUCGCCAGCAAUGUCUCCCUUCCGCUUCACUCACGCCAUCGUGUGUAGGAUACCGGACUCCUACAAAACUGGCGCCCUCGGAGUCACGGAGCCCGUGGAUCUGGCCAAGGCAAGGAAGCAGCAUGAGAUGUAUGUGGCAGCACUGCGAGAGAUUGGCCUGGAUGUGAUUGAGCUGCCAGCAGAUGAGAAGCACCCCGACUGUGUGUUUGUGGAGGAUGUGGCUGUCGUGUGUAACGGCACUGCCCUCCUGACCCGGCCCGGCCAUCCUGACAGGAAGAAUGAGAUUGAGUAUAUGAGAUCAAUCCUGAAGAAUGAGCUGGAGCUGCCGGUGAUUGAGAUUGAGGACAAGAAGGCCACUCUGGAUGGAGGGGACGUGCUGUUCACAGGUAAAGAGUUCUUUGUCGGUUUGUCCUCCCGCACCAACCAGGCUGGAGCGUGUGCCCUUGCUUCAGCUUUCCCGGAGUUCCCCUGCACUCCCAUCAAGGUUGAAAAGUCCUUACACCUGAAGACAGUGCUUACAAUGGCAGGGCCUGACGUUAUGUGUGUUGGCAAUACUCCAGAUGCACAGAGCAUACUGAAGCGCAUUGAGAGAGAGGCCACGUUCAGGUACCAGACUGUGACUGUGCCUGAUGUGAAUGCUGCCAAUGUAGUCUUUGCUAACGGCGUCCUGCUGCACCGGAGUGCAGAGGAGUACCCAGCGUCUGCCAAGAUAUUUGAAGAGAAAUUAUCUCUCUGGAACUUGAAGCCUGUGACAUUCUCUGAGUUAGAAAAAGCCAAUGGAAGCCUUACUUGCUGCAGCAUUCUCAUACGCAAGACUCGCCACCUGAAGAACAUCAUGUGAGAGAAUCAAAGCAUCACCUGACCUGCUGCUGCAUGGCGAGGAUCCUUCUGGUGGUGGCUGUGCUGGGCAAGCGCUGCAGCACCUUUGACCAGUACCAGCACCAGCAGCAACAACAACAACAACAACAAUAGCAGCAGCAGCAGCAGCAGCAGUGUGCCUCAGGUCCUUUGGUAAGUUGCUUUGCCAUGACUGCCAGUAAACAUUCCAAUGCCUUGUCUGGAUUCACCUCCACUAUAUGGGAUGCUUAGUCACGCUAGAUAGAAAUGUGAAAUUAUUUAUUAAAACAUCCUCUAUAGUUAAUUUUGAAGGAAAAGUUUUUGAUGAUGGGCAAUUAUCUUAAGUGCCUAUGCAGUAUGAAUUCAUGAAAACCGAGGAAAAGUUAACAACUUCUUGUUUUCAUAAACAUUCUGAUUAACUGAAAUCAGUGCAAAAUAGACAUAAGUAUAAGAUAAUUUUCCUGUGGUGUACGUAUAUUGAAAAGUUUGUAUUUUCAUUGACAUGUAAAAGCAUUAAUGCAAUAUGAAAGUGACAGUAGAUCUGAACCCUUCAGUAUAGUCAGAAGGCAAUGAGUACAUAGGUGUGUGUGUGUGUGUACUUCACAUUAAAUUAGCAAAUUAUCUGAUUUGAGUUAAUAUAUAUAUAUAUAUAUAUAUAUAUAUAUAUAUAUAUAUAUAUAUAUAUAUAUAUAUAUAUAUAUAUAUAUAUAUAUAUAUAUAUAUAUAUAUAUAUAUCACAGAUUUCCUUCUUGAAGAAGUACCAUAUGCAACCCUCUCUUUAUCUUGCAAGGCUGACAGUGUGAAUACUUCUCAAUAUCUCUUAUCUUCUUUAUGCAUAUAUAUAUAUAUAUAUAUAUAUAUAUAUAUAUAUAUAUAUAUAUAUAUAUAUAUAUAUAUAUAUAUAUAUAUAUAUAUAUAUAUAUAUAUAUAUAUAGUCUUUGUAACACUUGCAAUACUUGUAUGAAAUGCCAAACAACACUUUAUGAAUAUACCGUUCAUGCUUCUUCUAUGUAUAGUAUAUUUUAUUUAUGAAGUUGUUGUGCUGUUGCAGUAGGAUGAAGUGUUAUGGUAUUUUGUGAAUAUUGCAAGUUGCAGACAACAUUCCUGAGUCUCAGUGUAAUGGUUAAGUAUUUUUCCAAGCUCAUGGCUUCAUGCUUGCAGGCUGACAUGUUUAGGUAUCAGAAUCAAUUAAGGAAAUCCUUUAUGAAUAUUGAAAUAAUUGUGGCACUGCAGACUAAGUACCUCUAUUAUACAGAUAUAGUUUGCCACAGAUCUUGAUGUGAAAAGGUAAUAUAUCUACUAAUCUGAUGUGAAGUACACACAGUGACCUAGAACUUGUUGGUCCCUGGAUCUGAAGAUUACCAGUUUUAUUCAUUUAUGUGUAUUUGUUUUUCUGUUUAUUGUUUUAUUGUUUAUUUAUUUAUUUAUUUUUCCAAAAUGACCAAUGUGCUUUAUACCAAAACUUGUCACUGUUGUGGCUGAAGUUCUUUUUGUGUUUUGUUUUCUUAUGUGGCGUGUGCAUAUUGCACACCCUUCCUCAUAUCAUCAAACAUUUUAUAUUUGAAUAAAAGAGGAUAUAGCAGUUCCUAUUCCUAUGAUAUGCUAAGAAUGUGCUGAUGCUUGCGUAAUAUUCAUGUACAUAUUUCAUACAGCUGAGGUCAGUUCAAUACCAGUGAUGGUCUGCUUAGUCAGUGUUUCUUAACACAAAGGAUGCAGGUGUUUUCUUUAAUUAUUUUUUAUUGAUAAUCAACUUGUCUAAAAAUCUUGAGAAUCUUUUCAUAUCUGUUCAUCUGUGAAUGGUUUUGAUGAGUAGUUUGUCUUUUGACACAAAUGAUUUCAAUUGACCCAUCUAUCUUUUAUACCAGCCUGAUCUCCUCAGAGGGAGCAGUCAAGACAUGAUGUGUCCCUGAGAAAAGGUUAUAGUUGGUUUUGGUCUCUGUGUAUUUGAAGGAUAGUACACAGCAGAUUUCUUGUGUGUGUAUAUAUAUAUAUAUAUAUAUAUAUAUAUAUAUAUAUAUAUAUAUAUAUAUAUAUAUAUAUAUAUAUAUAUAUAUAUAUAUAUAUAUAUAUAUAUAUAUAUAUGAGUUAAGAUAUUUAACAAGAUAUAAAUAUGUUGCUUUUAGUUUAUGGCUGUAGAUUGAAGGGUGCUAUUUCUAUUGAUAGAAUAAUAACUAACUCAGUGAUGAGGCUUCACAAUUGGUACUCAGUAUGUCUAUGAGUUUGGACUAACAUCUAACCAUUACUUUGUUAUUAUAAAUGUGACAUAUGUAGAUUUAGUUGUUACUGACAUGAUUACUUUUGGAUCUCAUAAGGCUUACUUUUUCUUUCUUACUGAGCUGUGCUUUAUAAGAUGUAGUGUCAGGUUCAAGAACCUGUUUACACAUAUCCCAGGUAAUUAAAUGUUGAAGCACAGUGUCAUACUUUUCUUUGUCUCAUUAUAAAUUAAGAUAAGGAAGAAAAGUGGUUUUGAUGGUUGUUUUUCAUUGUCAGUUAUGCUACAGUAACACUAAGGUUUCAUUUCAAAGAGUGUUUGUAGCAUAGUGGAUGAACUACUCUUAACACAGUAACACAACUUUCAUUUCAAGAUCUUGUUCUCUGAAACAAAAAAUUGCCUUGAGUCAUGGAAGCUAAUACAUAGAUGUGUUGUUGUGCAUUAUUUUAUAAAAAUUUUAAUUAUGAGCUUUUAUUUUAAAGUUUACCUUAUGCCUUGUUUGGCAUAAUAUAUCAAGAUAGGUAUCCACCUGUUGUUUAUCUUUGCCAUGUCAUCAUUGCACAGCAGUAGGAAUGGGCAGUGUUGCACUGUUAUGUGCCAGAAUGGGAUCCAAAGAUACAAAACAGGCUUGACUAGCUAUCUGUCAGUCUUUUCAUGUCAUAUCACUGAUGCAAAAAGAUGUCCUGUGCAGAUAAGCAACAAGUGGAUACCUGCCUGUGAAAAACUGGUGGAAACUGUAUGAGAUUAAUCUGUAAUGAUCUGGAGGUUAAUUUACUGUAAUGAUCUGAAGGUAUGAAAUGCUAUUGUGUAAGAACCCAGUGAUAACUUGACUCCUAAUAUUUAGCUCAACAACUAAAUAUUUCUUGUAGCAGGAUUUUGAAUUGUAAGUUGACAGAAUCUGCACAUUACACAGUCCUCCUUUCCUUAGAGCAA